This is a messenger RNA of Athene cunicularia (burrowing owl), 3069 nucleotides long. It is a transcript of the gene CHPF, whose product is annotated as chondroitin polymerizing factor. The record is from RefSeq and is a predicted model, not a curated record. Gene Ontology annotation, molecular function: glucuronosyl-N-acetylgalactosaminyl-proteoglycan 4-beta-N-acetylgalactosaminyltransferase activity. NCBI's taxonomy places the organism in Eukaryota, Metazoa, Chordata, Aves, Strigiformes, Strigidae. The coding region runs from base 64 to 2046 and encodes 660 amino acids. Gene Ontology annotation, cellular component: Golgi cisterna membrane. The transcript has 3 exons.
GUGUCCUGGUGCCUGACAUUUUCUCCCUCCUGCAGGACCCGGUACAUCAGCACAGAGUUGGGGAUGCGACAACGGCUUUUCGUGGGUGUGCUGACCUCCAAGAGCACACUGAACACGCUGGGGGUGGCUGUCAACCGCACGCUGGCCCACCGCCUGGAGCGCCUGGUGUACUUCACAGGCACGCGGGGCCGCAAGGUGCCCCAUGGCAUGACGGUGGUGACACACAGUGACGAGCGGCCCAUCUGGAACAUGUACCAGACCAUCAGGUACCUUCUGGAUCACUACGUGAAUGACUUUGACUGGUUCUUCCUGGUGCAGGAUGAUACCUACACAGAGGCACACCGCAUCAGCCGCCUGGUCGCCCACCUCAGCAUCGACACCCACCUCUACCUGGGCCGCCCCGAGGAGUUCAUCGGUGGGGACACUGAGGGACGCUACUGCUACGGGGGGUUUGGCUACCUGCUGUCCCGCAGCCUCCUCCUGCUCCUGCAGCAGCACCUGGAGAGCUGUCGCAAUGACAUCCUCAGCGCCCGGCCCGACGAGUGGCUGGGCCGCUGCAUUAUCGACUACACAGCUGUCAACUGUGCCGAGGAGCAUGAGGGCCUGCGUUACCACUAUUUUGAGCUGGGAAAGAAUGUGGACCCUGAGCGGGAGACUGACCUCCGUUUCCAGAGCGCCUUUACUGUUCACCCCGUGCUGGAUCCCCUCCAGAUGUACCGGCUGCACAAGUACUUUGCACAGGUGGAGCUUGAGAGGACCUACCAGGAGAUCCAGCAGCUCCAGCUGGAGAUUCAGAAUGCCAGCAGCCUGUCUGCUGACGGGGACCACAGUGCCACGUGGCCCGUUGGCAUCCCACCACCCUUCCAGCCCAAAACCCGCUUCGAAGUACUGCGCUGGGACUACUUCACGGAGGAGCAGGUCUAUGCCUGUGUAGAUGGCUCCCCCAAGUGUGAGCUGCAUGGUGUGGACCUGGCCGAUGUGGCCGAUGUGGUGGCCACAGCCAUGGAAGAGCUGAACCGCAAGUACCAGCCGGUGCUCCACGUCCGCAAGCAGCAGCUGGUGAACGGGUACCGGCGCUUUGACCCCACGCGCGGCAUGGAGUACACGCUGGACCUCCAGGUGGAGGUGGUCACCCAGAAGGGGCACAGCCGCUCUGUCACCAAGCGUGUGCACCUGGUGCGGCCCCUCAGCGAGGUGGAGAUCAUCCCCAUGCCCUACGUGACGGAGGCCAGCCGCAUCAACGUCAUCCUGCCGCUGACGGCCCACGACCGGGACCACGCUGCCCACUUUUUGGAGACCUACGCGGCGGCUGCCUUUGAGAGCAGUGAGAAUGCAGUGCUCACCUUCCUCUUCAUCUAUGACCCCUUUGAGGCCCAGCAGGUCACCCAGAAUGACAUCUUCGCUGCCGUGAAGGCCCAGAUAACCGAGUAUGAGCGCAAGUAUGCAGAGGUGAAGAUCCCAUGGAUCAGUGUUAAGACAGACGCACCCUCCCAGAUCAAGGUCAUGGACAUCAUCUCCAAGAAGCAUCCCGUGGACACGCUUUUUUUCGUGGCUGGUGUGGGGACGGAGGUCACCGUCGAUUUCCUGAACCGCUGCCGGAUGAACACCAUCAACAACUGGCAGGUCUUCUUCCCCAUCCACUUCCAGGGCUACAACCCCGCCAUCGCUUACCACAACCAGGUACCGCCAGCUACGCUGGACCUGCUGCGGGACGCGGGGCGCUUUGACCGCGACGUCUUCCACGAAGCCUGUUUCUACAACGCCGACUACAUGGCAGCACGCACCCGCAUGGCAGGUGACGUGCAGGAGAACGAGGACAUCCUGGAGACCCUGGACAUCUAUGACAUGUUCAUCAAAUACUCCAACCUCCAUGUCUUCCGGGCCGUGGAGCCUGCCCUGCUGCAGCGCUACCGGCACCAGGCCUGCAACCCCCGGCUCAGCGAGGAGAUCUACCACCGCUGUGUGCAGAGCAGCCUGGAGGGUGUAGGCUCUCGCUCCCAGCUGGCCAUGGUGCUUUUCGAGCAGGAGCAGGGGAACAGCACUUGAACCCUGGGGUGCGGAGGGGCUGGCCCUGCCCUGCCUGCCUGCCCACCCCACCUCUUCUGCUGCCCAAAUCUGUCUUUCUCCUCCUGGCACCUGCAGGGAUAGCUGGUGCCUGAGCUCAUGACUUGCCCCGCUGGGGCUACCCGGGCCGGGGUCUGCCAGUCCGGGGUGCACAGGUCCUUCCGGAGCGGCCGUGGCUGUGCAGACCCUGGGGCAAGGCAGGGUUGGAGUUGCUGAGCUGUGAGCUAUAACGCCUGGCUUCUCACCCCAGAGCUGCUGGCUGCCAGCCCCAUCCCUCCGUUCUGGCCCCGCUGCCCAGCAGGGAGGCGAUGGGCUGCCCUGUCCUUGCUGUCUCUCCUCGACUGGAGGCACACAGAGCCCAAGGCCCACCUGCUGCAGGGCCACGACUGCCAUGGGGCUGGGGGUGAUCUGUCGUGGUUCUCCCAGCGCCCUGGGACAGGGCUGUGUCCCUCGCUUCUUUGGAGCAUUGUCCCAGUCAUGCAGGUAGGGCUGCAUCCCUGCACCUGCCACAGGACAGGGGGAUGGGGCACAUCGCACCCCAGAAGAGCAAUAAAGAGAUUGGUUUUGGGGUUUUGCCACUUGGCAACGAGCUAGAGCACUCCCAGCUGGUCAGGGUGGGGGGACUGGGCCAGUGGGGGCACAGGGGGUGCCAGAGGGAAUCCUGCUGUAUUCACAUACCGUAAGCUGCUCCCCAUGGGAACCGUGACCCAGGCCGCUUUGGCCUUCGCAGUAUUGAUAGGACGUCGGAGGUCGCAGCCCUCAGACGAGAGCCUCCUGACAGAGGUGGGAGCCCUCCCCACUGUGGGGCUGCCCUCGGCGUUGGGGGAUGCAGUGCCCGGCGCUAGUGGGCAUGGCAGAGGGUUUGGCUGCACAUCUCCUAAGGAGAAAGCGACUGAGGAGCCGCUCUCUGCUCCUGGUUUGUAUUUAAUAGUGGGGAGAGGAGGUGGGGGUGCAUUUACACUAAUAAAAUGGAGAGAUGAACCAGUGGAUCUGGCUGAUUCUUCC